CUGUGAGGGCCUGUGCCACGUCUGCUGGGCGGGCGCGAGGGGGCUGCGCGCGGGGCAGGGCGCUGUUGCGGAGAGCCGUUACGGCCGUUACCGGGGCGGGAUGGCUGGCCGGCGGCGGUGAGGCGGGCGGGGGCCCGGCUGUGGGGCAGCGAUGGCGGCGCUGCGAGCGGCGCUGCUCGGCGCGAUGCUGGGCUGCGCGGCCGCGGCGCUGAUCCCCGCGGCCGACGUGAAGGUGGAGGUGCUGCAGAAGCCGUUCCUCUGCCACAGGAGGACCAAGUGGGGGGACAUGAUGCUGGUGCACUACGAGGGCUUCCUGGAGAGGGAUGGCUCCAUGUUUCACUCCACCCACAAGCAUAACAAUGGUCAGCCUAUGUGGUUUACACUUGGCAUAAGGGAAGCUAUCAAAGGCUGGGACAAAGGUUUGAAAGACAUGUGUGUGGGAGAGAAGCGAAAGCUAACUAUUCCACCAUCCCUUGCUUAUGGAAAAGAGGGAAAAGGAAAAAUUCCACCUGAGAGCACACUGAUAUUCAACAUUGACUUGUUGGAAAUUAGGAAUGGACCAAGAUCUCAUGAGUCAUUCCAAGAGAUGGAUCUUAAUGAUGAUUGGAAACUAUCCAAGCAAGAGGUGAAAAUUUAUUUGAAGAAAGAAUUUGAAAAGCAUGGAGCAGUGGUAAAUGACACCCAGCAUGAUGCUUUGGUUGAAGACAUAUUUGAUAAAGAAGAUGAAGACAGUGAUGGAUUUAUAUCUGCAAGGGAAUUCACAUAUAAGCAUGAUGAGCUGUAGAAAAAUGUGGCAUAAUUUCUUAUGAUGCAAAAAUGGCAGUGACUUGGAGAAUAUCUGGUUCUCUCCUUGAUUCAUUAUUUUCGAGCUGACAGUUGCUGUUGGCAAAGAAACAUUCUUUUUUAUAUGAAAGAAUUUGUUAUGUAUAAAUGUUUAAACUAUUUUGAAGUAUGAAAAUGUACCUCCUCUCAUGCAGCAGAUGUGUAUGUGAAUUUUUUUAACUUUUGUAUUAACUUAUUUUUCAGAAAUGAAACAAACUUCCCAGAUAUCACACACUUUGAAAAUCAAAA
Molecule: messenger RNA, 1071 nt
Organism: Rhea pennata
Lineage: Eukaryota; Metazoa; Chordata; Aves; Rheiformes; Rheidae
Gene: FKBP14
Product: FKBP prolyl isomerase 14
Exons: 4
Coding region: 152-784 (210 amino acids)
Molecular function (GO): peptidyl-prolyl cis-trans isomerase activity; calcium ion binding
Source: RefSeq, a predicted model, not a curated record